Prunus armeniaca (apricot) is the source of this 324-nucleotide messenger RNA. NCBI's taxonomy places the organism in Eukaryota, Viridiplantae, Streptophyta, Magnoliopsida, Rosales, Rosaceae. The record is from the annotation of a GenBank genome assembly.
AUGAAGCAGAUCUUAAAGCCAAAGGGAAAUACCCCAUCAAUAAUUAUAUAUCUCUCAAUAGAUUAUCAGAGUCACGUGUACACUAAGCAGUUGGCUGACAUAUCUAUCCCUAACAGUGUAACUGAAACACUAGAAGACCCAAAAUGGAAAGAAGCUAUGAAUGAAGAAAUGCGAGCUCUCCAAAAGAAUGCCACAUGGGAACUCGUGCCCUUACCUUAUGGAAAGAAGACAGUAGGAUGCAGGUGGAUUUAUACUGUGAAACUCAAAGCAGAUGGAUCUGUUGAAAGAUAUAAAGCUAGAUUGGUGGCGAAUGGGUACACAUAG